Molecule: messenger RNA, 1534 nt
Organism: Dichomitus squalens LYAD-421 SS1
Lineage: Eukaryota; Fungi; Basidiomycota; Agaricomycetes; Polyporales; Polyporaceae
Exons: 6
Coding region: 435-1406 (323 amino acids)
Source: RefSeq, a predicted model, not a curated record
GCUUUAUAUUUCUAGUUUCCCGAGCCGGUCCGAUUGCGAUGCAGGUAGCUGCGCGGACGGCCACUCUUCGCGUUGAACAUUAAGCCACCACGAGCUCAGUUCUCAGCAUCCUAUACGCAGCGCCCGUCCGGGGGCGAUGCUUCUCGCCUCACCCUACGACAGCGCAUCUCUCAUGCACCCACUAUCACAGCAGGAGGGCUGUCAUCGUGCAUCCUGGCCGGUCUACAACACGCCUCCCUUCGUUCUUCCAACAUUCUUCGGAGAGGGUCUCAAAGAGGUGCUCGAUGUCUGUCUGUCUAGUGGAUUGCUCUAGCGAGUUGCACGCCGGACGUUUACCGCACAAUACCCCCUUACUGUUCGAGACGCGUUGGCCGUCCUCGCUAUGCUCUCGGAGAGUCCUGAAUGGACUCCUCAUGUUAUUCCUCGUCGCUAGGAUGUCGACUCUUGUCCGUGCUCAGGCAGAGGAGCUCAAUCUCCAAGGUCCUGAUCCAGCACCACGACAAUGCAAGUCGACCACCUUUUCGUGGACGGGGGGAACUCCUCCCUAUGACUUGCUAAUCAAAGGGAACGACAGCGACAAUGCACUUCGCGACAGUCACACCAGUGACCUUUCGUAUACAUGGGAUCCCGUUGAUUUCCCCAGCGGGACUGCCUUAUUUGCGAUACUAUUGGACUCCACCGGCCAGUCGAGCCAUGGGAACCAGUUCACCGUAGGGGAUAGUGGCAGUUCCGACUGUCUUGCGCUGGAUAACUCUACGUCGUCUGCAGCGACCUCAACCUCAAUAUCAUCUGGCUCGUCUGAUACUCUAUCCGCGUCGGCACCCACCACUACAUCCACUUUCACUACGCUUCCACAAUCAGACUUGUUGCCCUCGGCCACGGCUAAAACGUCGCCAUCUCUCAGCUCAAAGUCCAAGCAAGCACUCAGCAUAGGAGCAAUCGCAGCUAUCAUCGUUGCCUCCGCGCUCGCCGCGCUCCUCGCCGCUGGCGCGUUCUUCUAUCUCCGCCGGAGAAGAAGGCUCCGUGCACACGCCAAUGCUCGGAGUCUCGGCGCGGCCCAGUAUGACGACGCCCGCAGCUCCUUUGAUGAAUGGCCGGACGAACGAUCCCAUCUGUCGAAAGCCGGAGAGCGCGUGACAUCCUGGGACGCGAACCUGUUCGUCCGCGCGAAGUCGCCCGCGGCGUCGCAAGUGAAAGACAGCUUGCUCGCCUCACUCAUGCCGUCUCCUGGUCUGGAACAGGAUCAUCCGCCAGAAUUGCCAUCGCCGAACAGCAGUGAUGCUGAGCUUCUGUCGUUGGGUGACUCGGGUUCGGACACGUCGGAAGUGGCUGGUGUUCUAUCUUCUCAUCCUCCGCUAUCGCCGUCCUUGGUUACGGACUAUCGUUCUGUGGGACCGUCCUUAUGAUCUACUAUGCUGUGUACGAGAACGGAUGGACUGGUGCCGGACUGCGUAACUUGUUAUGAUGUCUCAGGAGCAAGUGAUCUGGACGUUGAGACUCUCAUCUUGGAGACGUCGUUCUAGCCAUAUCAUGC